Molecule: messenger RNA, 3807 nt
Organism: Arvicanthis niloticus (Nile rat)
Lineage: Eukaryota; Metazoa; Chordata; Mammalia; Rodentia; Muridae
Gene: Icmt
Product: isoprenylcysteine carboxyl methyltransferase
Biological process (GO): C-terminal protein methylation
Cellular component (GO): membrane; endoplasmic reticulum
Molecular function (GO): protein C-terminal S-isoprenylcysteine carboxyl O-methyltransferase activity
Source: RefSeq, a predicted model, not a curated record
CCAUAACGAGCCUCUAACAGACAUAUCUUUAUUUUUUAUAAAACAAAAGGAUUCCAGCCCGGUCAAAGCACCUUGUGUUGUGCCUCGUAAAGAUGUACAAAUACAUAGGUGUGCAAAUGUAUAGAUUUAAAAAUGGUGUAAAACUUAACACGCACAUCUCACUAUAGGCAACAUGGAAAACACGCACACACGAUCUACGUGGAUCAAGGAAAACCGUCCAAAAUGUUGCUACCUAAAGUUAACUCUCUGAGUUCAAUCCUUCUCCCCAGAUCAAGCGAGGACCGCACCCCACUUAGGAGUAUCUCAUUUCGGGGAGGCCACGAAUGCGAGUGCUAAAGCGUCUCACGGGACCCGCUCGCGCCUGCGCAGUGUCUCGGUUCGCUCCAGAGGUCGGUUAGGCCCAGUUGUCUCUUGGGAUUUAAACUUAGGACGAACUUCUGCAGAGCGCCGAGGCUACUUCCGGGUUGCUGCGUCGCCCCUCUGCGACGUCACGCUGUCCCGAGCUGCGGGGCGGGGCCUGCGGAGCGCAGCGCUCGCUCGCUCUAAUUCCGGCCCUCAGCCGCGCGCGGCGGCAGUCUCGCGAGACCUCGCCGGCAGCGCACAGCUCCGGGCACUUGCCCUUCCCGAGCCGGCGUCGGCGGCGGAGUGCGCAGGCGCGGCCUUCGGGUUUCCCCGGCUACAGUCGGCGCUUCGGCCCGCUAGUCCGCCGCCGGCUCUUCCGCCGCCCUGCGCCAUGGCGGGCUGCGCGGCGCGGGUUCCGCCGGGCUCCGAGGCGCGCCUCAGCCUCGCUACCUUUCUCCUUGGAGCCUCGGUGCUCGCUCUGCCGCUGCUCACGCGCGCCGGCCUGCAGGGCCGCACCGGGCUGGCGCUCUACGUGGCCGGGCUCAACGCGCUGCUGCUACUGCUCUACCGGCCGCCGCGCUACCAGAUAGCCAUCAGAGCUUGUUUCCUUGGCUUUGUGUUUGGCUGCGGUGUGCUGCUAAGUUUCAGCCAGUCCUCUUGGAAUCACUUUGGCUGGUACGUGUGCUCGCUGUCCCUGUUCCACUAUUCUGAGUACUUAGUGACAGCUGUCAAUAAUCCCAAAAGUCUGUCCUUGGACUCCUUCCUCCUGAAUCACAGUCUGGAGUACACAGUAGCUGCCCUGUCUUCUUGGAUAGAGUUCACGAUUGAAAACAUCUUUUGGCCAGAACUGAAGCAGAUUACCUGGCUCAGCGCCACUGGGCUAUUGAUGGUGGUCUUCGGAGAAUGCCUGAGGAAAGCUGCCAUGUUUACAGCUGGCUCCAACUUCAACCACGUGGUGCAGAGUGAAAAGUCAGACACCCACACUUUGGUGACAAGUGGGGUGUACGCUUGGUGCCGGCACCCCUCCUAUGUGGGCUGGUUUUACUGGAGUAUCGGCACCCAGGUGAUGCUGUGUAAUCCCAUCUGUGGCGUGGUCUAUGCUCUGACGGUGUGGCGCUUCUUCCGGGAUCGCACAGAAGAGGAGGAGAUCUCGCUGAUUCACUUCUUUGGGGAGGAGUACUUGGAUUAUAAGAAGAGGGUGCCCACAGGCCUGCCUUUCAUAAAGGGGGUCAAGGUGGAGCUAUGACGGGUGAGGCCCCGUGGGACCAGGGACUCUCUGGCCCUGCACAGCCUAGGACAAAACUGUUUCAACUUGGGCACUGCAGAGUGAGUUUUCUUAAUUGUUUUAUAUGGAACUGAUUACUCCUCAGAACGUCACCCAGGACCUAAUGUUGAGAAGACCUUAGGUCCAAAGGAGCCACCACAGCCAUCUCCUGCAGGGAAGCAGGCCAAGCAAGGAGCGUGCCAGCCUCUUCCUCAGUGCAGGGUGAUGAGCCAAGCCACAGUCUUACGCCCCUUAGGGCAGGGUGUGUCUGCACGGUGACCAGGACACUGGGGAGGUGGACACUGCCUUUGCAGCACUCAGCCCGCUGGAGGAGUGGUCAGAGUGCCGGAUGUCAGCAUUCAGGAUGCAUAAAAACCUUUCAUUUACCCCACAACACAACCCAGCUUUAACCUUUGUCCGCCCAUGAGUGCAUGAGCAGCUGCGUUAACUCUAAAGACCUCUGCCCUCGGCUCACCCACCUUACAUUUAAUCAUACUUACACACCAAUUUUAUAAAAAUAGCAGUGUAGAUUCCAAGGACACUGAACCUUCCUGCCUCGGAGUUUCUAAGUCCAGCUGGUACACGGCUGCAGGGAGACCCUCAGGUGCCCUGCAGCUUUUGAGUAGCCUUUGAACCUGAGCUGAGGGUAUGGGGCCCCAGGGUUCUCCCAAGGUCCUGGCCUUGGCUUGUCUGUUCCCCUAGGAAGUAAUGUCCAUGCUAACACUGAGAAAGCUGCCCGCCGUGUGCUUUGUGUGUGUGUGUGUGUGUGUGUGUGUGUGUGUGUGUUUGUUCUCAUUUAUCAUAGCUUGUUCAAAGUAAGUCACCCUACUGCUGCAGCAAGUGUUUGCAGAAGGUUCCAGCAUAGCUCACACACCUGCAACUUGAGGCAGAUUAACCCUCAACAGUCCACAGUGGAGAGGCCUGGUUGAGUUUUGUUAGCACCUUUGUUCUGCCGGCCUGGAAGAACAUCGGCUUCCUCUGUGUUUAGCACAAAAGCUUUCAGAGGUGCAGCCCUUGAUUAAUCCUGGACUGGACAAGAGCCUGGUCCUGGUGUGAGGUCCUUCCUCAGAGCUUCUACCUUGAGAUGUAGAAGAGUCUUACAGUCUGCCAAGCUGAGCGCAGCUGGGUGGAGAAUCCAGCAGGAAGAUAUGAGUGUGUCUCAGCUCACACCAGCUCUGAUAAAAGGCGUGCUGAAGGGAUUGGUGUACCUCGCCUUCCCCGCCAGCUCCAGCAGAAUCCAGAUCAGCCUGCAUAGUCCUCUCUGCAGCAGCCAGGUCCUCUCAGACUUGAGAAAAAUCUUUUCCUUCUCCCCUGUACCACUGAGCAGACUUUGCUGGGUUGAAGAAAAAAAUGUAUCUUAAUAUUCCUGGCCUUCAGCCAUCUGGUAAUUCUUGAGUACAGCUCUGUCUUCUCAGGCCUCAGAAGACUCCUUCCUUCACAAGCACACCAGUGCACAGAAGCACACUUGGUAUAUCAGGUCAGGCAAGCCCAGGCCCUAACAGUGGCCAUGGUGUCGCUAAGCAUGCUGGCAGCUUGCUGUGCGUAGGCCAGGUCUCCACCAGGAUACCAAAGUGGGGUUGGUAAUUAAUGCCAAGCUGGAAUCCAGCAGGACGCAAGUCCACAUGGGUGCUGACCUGGGGCUUGAUGUCUGCAGUGGCAGCGUUGGCAUCUUCAGGAACGACGUGACAGUCAGCCGUGCCCCCACGGGGGAUGUUGACUUUGGCGCUCACAGUGUGCUGGAUGGCCGGUUAAACAGGACUGCGGUUCUGUGCCACAGUGAACCGCUGCUGCUGGACUCUAGGCAGCGCUAAUAGGCACGUGUGGCUGGUCUUGGAGGUCUGUCCUGGGAGCGUCAGUUCCUCCACCAAAACUAUUUGAGAAUCCAGAAGCCUCAGUGCCCUGGUCAGUGUAGUAAGCAGCGAAGCUGCCAGGAGAGCCUCAAGCCAGCCCAGCUGCAAGUGUUCCCUGGGCCAGCCUGCAGGCAUCAUGGAUGCUGCAGCCAGGACUCUGAGACCACUUCCCAGCCCUGCAGUGAUGCUGACUUGGGUGGAGGUGGGGGUGUGGCCAGAGCACUGCUCAUUUCCACGCCCUCCUGGGCUGGCGCCUCCCAUUGGGGCGGGGUCGCGACUGCCUCCCUCACAGGGGUGUUGUGGGAAGGUGAGCUAGCUGGAUGACAUAAUGAAAUCUUAAGAGGAGAACCA